AAGCUAAAACUAAAUAAAAAACUAGAAAAAGCACAGAAAUUAAAAACUAACAUUAAUAAAAUGAAAGAAAAGCUUAAAGUACUAACUGAAAAUGAUAUAGAAAAAUUAGAAAAAGAAGAUUCACUAACAGAGAAUGAUGUACAAGAACUAUUAAGAGUAACACAGGUAGAUUCUGAGAUAUCAGAAGUAAUAGCAGAAAUAACGCAAGAUGAAGAAAGGAGAAGAAAAUGGGAUGAAUAUUACAUGAAGAUAGCCUGUUUAGCUGCUCUAAGAAGCAAAGAUCCAAGCACACCAGUUGGUGCUUGUAUUGCUGAUACUAAAACUCAUCAAAUAGUUGGGAUUGGAUAUAACUCAAUGCCUUAUGUUAAAGGAAGAAAUAAUGAUAAAAUAUUCUCAUGGAAAGGAUCUAAAGCAGAAGGAAUACCAUAUCAUGAAAAGAAAUAUAAUUAUGUUGUUCAUGCAGCAGUUAGUGCUGUCCUUAAUAAAACUAGAGAGAGCAUUGAAGGAUGCACAAUAUACUUGACACAUUUUCCUGACAAAGAUUGUGUUCACGCAAUCAUAAAAGCUGGAAUAAGAGAAGUGGUUUACUGUAUGUACACAAGACAUGAGGAAAGAGAGGAAAAGGAAGAUAUGAUAGUAGGUAAAGAAAUAUUGGAAAGAACUGCUGUCAAAUAUAGAAGAAUGGAAAACAUUGGUGGAGAAUUGAAAAAUAGAAUAGAGCAGGAGAUUAAACCCCAAUAUAAAAAAAACAAAAACAAAUGGCCAACUGAGCCAGUCCAAGGUUACAUAACAUGGGAGAAAUUCUUUAUGAAAAUAGCAGAACUAUCAAAAGAAAGAUCAAAUCAUAAUCCUCAAUAUAAGGUGGGAGCAUGUGUAGUGUCACCAAAGAAACAAGUAUUAGCUGUUGGAUAUAAUGCAUACCCAGAAGACAUGAUACAUGAUGAGACUGAAGAUGAAGAAAAAGAUAAUAAAGAAUCAAAUUAUAUUUCCCAUGCUGAAUACAAGGCAAUAUUAGGAAUAUCACCAUCAGUUGAAGGGUGUACAUUAUAUGUCACUAAAUAUCCUUGCCACAUGUGUGCUCAAGUUAUAGUACAGUCUGGUAUUAGGGAAGUGAUAUAUGAUAAACCAGGAGAAUGGGACAAAGAUAGCUACAUAAGCUCAAGGAAGACAUUGGCUGCAUGCUUAGGAGAUGACAAAAUUAUAGAUAUAAGAAGUUAUGAAAAAAAAUUAGAUUCAAAAAUUUCCAAAGAAUGUCAAACUCAAAGUAUUGUAAAGGAUCAAGCUACAUUCCGUACAUGCACAUAUAUAAUAGCCAUUAUCUUUUUUAAAUUUUUGUUCAUUAUUUUUGUGUGUGUCACUAUAAAAUCUAUAUGUAAAUUCUAAUUAUUAUAAAUUUUGAUGUCUGCUGUAAAUCAUAUUUGUUGUAAAUUGUAUUUGGUAUUUGCAUUGCGUACAAAUUAAGGUUUUUGAAAGUU
This is a messenger RNA of Amphimedon queenslandica, 1475 nucleotides long. RefSeq lists its product as uncharacterized. Lineage: Eukaryota; Metazoa; Porifera; Demospongiae; Haplosclerida; Niphatidae. Bases 61 to 1383 code for a protein of 440 amino acids. The record is from RefSeq and is a predicted model, not a curated record. Gene Ontology annotation, cellular component: cytoplasm. Gene Ontology annotation, molecular function: dCMP deaminase activity; zinc ion binding. The transcript is spliced from 8 exons.